Petromyzon marinus (sea lamprey) is the source of this 9280-nucleotide messenger RNA. Its product is annotated as laminin subunit gamma-1-like. NCBI's taxonomy places the organism in Eukaryota, Metazoa, Chordata, Hyperoartia, Petromyzontiformes, Petromyzontidae. The record is from RefSeq and is a predicted model, not a curated record. Gene Ontology annotation, biological process: tissue development; axon guidance; animal organ morphogenesis. Gene Ontology annotation, cellular component: basement membrane.
CAGCUCGCAUCAUCUCCAGCUCGCGUCAUCUCCAGCUCGCAUCAUCUCCAGCUCGCGUCAUCUCCAGCUCGCAUCUCCUCCAGCUCGCAUCUCCUCCAGCUCGCGUCAUCUCCAGCUCGCAUCAUCUCCAGCUCGCAUCAUCUCCAGCUCGCGUCAUCUCCAGCUCGCAUCUCCUCCAGCUCGCAUCUCCUCCAGCUCGCGUCAUCUCCAGCUCGCAUCAUCUCCAGCUCGCGUCAUCUCCAGCUCGCGUCAUCUCCAGCUCGCGUCAUCUCCAGCUCGCAUCUCCUCCAGCUCGCGUCUUCUCCACCUCACCACGUUCAGCUGAGCUCAACCAAGCGUCUCCAGCUCACACCUCGAGCUCAUCACCUUCAGCUGAGCUCAACCAAGCACGCUCGGCUCAGCUUGUUUUAUCACGAAUACAGCCGCGUUGUACAACUACUACACUACCACUCAGGGGCAUCUCCACCACCACUACCACCACCACUCACGGACACCUCCACCACGCACAGGGAGCUCCACUACUCAGGGACAUCACCACCACCACCACUCACGGACAUCUCCACCACCACCACUCACGGGAGCUCCACCACUUAGGGACAUCUCCACCACCACCACCACCACUCACGGACAUCUCCACCACCACCACCACUCACGGACAUCUCCACCACCACCACUCACGGGAGUUCCACCACUCAGGUACAUCUCCACCACCACCACUCACAACAGGGUCAACGGACACUACCGUUGACCUCCCACAGUCGUGAUUGAGAUGCUCAGCAGUGGUUUCGGAUGUAUUUUGAUGAACACAUCAUAACCGUGCAGCUUGUUUGCGUUGUUCUUGAGUGGUAGCAGCAGCAGCAAGAGCAAUAAUACUCGUGCCACUUUUUUGAAUUUUAUUUUUGGCCCGGAGCCCCCAGCGUGGCAGUGACAGCGACAGCAGCAGCAGGUGACAUCAUUGCGCGUCACUUGCACGGCUAAAAAUACGAUACGAGCCUAGACGCAGGGGCCGCGGCAGCGGGCAGAGCGCAUCCCUCACGAGUCGGCGGAUUCAGCUCCCCGUCGACAACAAGACGAGCUGCAAUCCAGCCCGCAGAUCCGUCAGUCGCAUACACACACACACAUCGGAAGCCACCACCACCAUUCGUCAGCGUCGGACGAGACGUUGCAGCGGUCGCACCGAGCCCCUCGCGAAGUUCACGACGAGGAUGGAGGAGACGAGAGCUCGGCGCUGUUGGCCACGCGCGCCCCCCCAUCUCCGUCUGCUGCCGCCUCUGCUGCUUCUGCUCGCCUUGGCCCCGCACAGCGGCAGGGCGGCCCUGGACCCGGCAGUCCGCGGUGACGGCCGCCCCGCGGGCUCCUCGGGUGGCCCGGGCAGCUGCUACGACGCGCGGGGCCGCGCUCAGUUGUGCCGACCCGAGUUCGUGAACGCGGCGUUCGGCGCCACCGUGGAGGCGUCUGACACGUGCGGCACUCCGGUCGAGGAGGAGUACUGCGCGCAGACGGGGGCCGUCGCCUCUUCCUCCUCCUCCUCCUCCAGCGCCAGCGCCACCGCCUGCCACCGCUGCUCGGCCGCCGAUCCGGCGCUGAGCCACGGCGCCGAGCUGCUCACGGACGCGGACGGCGACGGUUCCUGGUGGCAGAGCCGCAGCAUGGAGCACGGCGUGCAGUACCCGGUGUCAGUGAACCUCACGCUGCGCCUCGGCAAGGCGUUCCAGAUCACCUACGUGCGCCUGCGCUUCCACACCAGCCGGCCCGAGAGCUUCGCCAUCUACAAGCGCACGUCGCCCGCCUCGCCCUGGCAGCCCUACCAGUUCUACAGCGGCACGUGCGAGCGCACCUUCGGCCUGCCGUCCAGGGGCUUCCUGCGCGCCGGCGACGACGAGAGGACCGCGCUGUGCUCCGACGAGUUCAGCGACAUCUCGCCGCUCACCGGCGGCAACGUGGCCUUCUCCACGCUCGAGGGCCGACCUGGGGCCCUCGCCUUUGACGGCAACGACAAGCUGCAGGAAUGGGUGACGGCGACCGACGUGCGCGUGUCCCUGCGUCGCCUCAACACCUUCGGGGACGAGGUGUUCGGGGACCCCAAGGUGCUGCGCUCGUACUACUACGCAGUGUCCGACCUGGCCGUGGGCGGCAGGUGCAAGUGCCACGGGCACGCGAGCGAAUGCGGGCGCGGGUCGGACGGGCGCCUCGUGUGCCGCUGCCAGCACAACACGACCGGCGAUGACUGCGAGAGAUGCCUCCCGUCGCACAACUCGCGACCCUGGGCCCAGGCUUCGUCCGACGACGCCCACGAGUGCCUCUCAUGCGCCUGCAACGGCCACUCCAACGUGUGCCACUACGACCGCUCCCUCUACCAAACGACGGGCAACGGCGGCCACUGCACGGGCUGCCGCGACAACACCGCGGGGCCCUUCUGCGAUCGCUGCCGCGACAACUUCUACCGCCAGCACGGCUCGGGGCCCUGCCUGCCCUGCAACUGCGACCCCGUGGGCUCUCUGAGCGCGCAGUGCAGCACCACCGGGCAGUGCGCAUGCAAGGCCGGGGUCGGGGGUCAGAGGUGCGAUCGCUGCCAGCCCGGGCACCACUCGCUCUCCCACAACGGAUGCAGACCUUGCGCGUGUGACCCCGCUGGGAGCACCCAGGAUUGCCAGGACGGGGGGCAGUGCGUCUGCAAGCCCAACGUUGAAGGGGACAACUGCAACCGGUGCCGCCCGGGACACUUCCACCUGGACGCGCGCAACCCGAGCGGCUGCUCCGCGUGCUUCUGCUUCGGCCACGCGGCGUCGUGCAGCGGCGCCCAGGGCUACGCGGCGCACACCGUCGCCUCCUCCUUCCACGCAGGGCGGGACGGCUGGAAGGCUCAGCGCAGCGACGGCGCCGAGGUUCCCGUCCAGUGGUCGGGGUCGUCCCAAGAGGUGACCGUCACCUCCGCCGACCCCCUGCCCAUCUACUUCGUGGCUCCCAACGCGUUCCUGGGGAAUCAGCUGCUGAGCUACGGGCAGAACCUCUCCUUCACUUUCAGCAUGGAUCGUCGCGACGUGCGCCUCUCCGCCGAGGACGUGGUGCUCGAAGGCUCCGGCCUGCGCGUCUCUGUGCCGCUCAUCGCGCAGAACAACCGCUACCCCACCGACGGGCAGCAGACCUACACCUACGUGCUGCACGAGAACCCCGCGUAUCCGUGGACGCCGCAGAUCCCCGCGAACGAGUUCAGGAAGCUCCUCUCCAACCUCACGGCCAUCAAGCUCCGCGGCACGUACAGCGACAAGAGCACGGGCCGGCUGGGCGAGGUGCGUCUCGUGACGGCGCGGCCGGGCUACGGCGCCGCGGCGGCCGGCUGGGUGGAGCAGUGCUCGUGCCCGCCGGGCUACCGCGGCCUGAGCUGCGAGGCGUGCGCCCCGGGCCACCGGCGCGACCCCCCCGGUGGGGGGCCCCUUGCCGCCUGCGUUCCCUGCAGCUGCCACGGCCACAGCGGCUCGUGCCACCCCGAGACCGGUGCGUGCGAGUGCCAGCACCACACCGCGGGGCGGCGCUGUGAGCAAUGCGCCGCCGGCUUCUACGGCGACGCGACGCGCGGCCGCGCCGACGACUGCCGCGCGUGCCCCUGCCCCCAGGGCUCCUCGUGCGCCCUCGUGUCCGGCGAGGUCACGUGCACGCGCUGCCCCCAGGGGCUCACGGGCAAGCGGUGUGAGCUCUGCAGCGACGGCUACUUCGGCGACCCCACGGGGGUGGAGGGCGCCGCGGUGAGGCCGUGCCGCCGGUGCGAGUGCAACGGCAACGUGGACCCCAACGCGGUGGGCAACUGCGACCGGCGCACGGGCGAGUGCCUCAAGUGCACGCGCAACACGGCCGGCUUCUUCUGCGACCGCUGCCGCGACGGCCACUACGGCAACGCGCUGGCGACGGGCGACGGGGACAAGUGCCGACCGUGCGCGUGUUCCAGGUGGGGCACGUUGGGUAACCCCGGCGGCUGCAACGUGGUGACGGGCCAGUGCGAGUGUCGACCGCACGUGACCGGGCGCGACUGCGGCCAGUGCCUGCCCGGCUACUACGUGUCCCCCGACGGCAACGGCUGCGAGAGGUGUAACUGCGACCCCGUGGGCUCUUUGACGGGCGGCUGUGACCCGGUGACCGGACAAUGCGACUGCCAUCCCGGCACGUCCGGCCGCUGCUGCGAUCGGUGCGAGGGCAACCACUUUGGAUUCUCUCUCGAAGGCUGCAAGCCGUGUGACUGCGACACGUCGGGCUCCAAGUCGAUGCAGUGCGACCAGGCGGACGGGAGCUGCCCGUGCCGCGAGGGUGUCACGGGCCCGCGCUGCGACCAGUGUCGCGAGAACUACCACUACAACCGCACCAACCCGGGCUGCCAGGAGUGCCCGCCCUGCUACCGGCUCGUGCGCGACAAGGCCCAGGAUCUGCGCGAGCGCCUGCGGGAGCUGGAGCACUCCUUCGAGCGCAUCGCCUCGGACCCGGGCGCCGGAACGGACCGCCACUUCGAGAUGAAGCUGCAGCAGGCGGCCAGCGCCGUCGAACAGCUGCUGAGAGACGCGCAGCAAACGCAGCUGUCGGACCAGGGCCUGCAGUCCCAGCUGGACGAGCUGGAGCGCACGUUGGCAUCGCAGCGGGGCCGCCUGCAGAAAAUGGGCGACACGGUGGGCGAGACGGACGGGGUGGCUGCGCGUGCCGGGCGGCGCGCCGGAGACACGCAGCGCGUGCUGGAGCGAGCGCAGCACGAGCUGGAGCGGGCCAAGGCCGCCAUUGCCUCCGUCAACAUCGAUGGGAAAAACGUGACCGGGCCCAACAACUUCACAGUUCUGGCAGAAGAAGCUCGGCGGCUCGCUGACAGCCACAAGCAGGCGGCGGACGACAUCGAACGGACCGCAAACCUGGCCAACGACACGUCCACGGCGGCCUACAACCUCCUGCGCAAGACGCUGGCCGAGGAAAACGACAUGGGCGGCCAGAUCAGCGAGCUCACGCGCAGGGUCGGCGCGGCCAAGACGCAGGGCGUGCAGCUCGAGGUGCUGGCGGACGCCGUGCACAAGGAGGCCAAGGCGGCCGGCGACAAGGCCCUGCAGAUCUACGCCAACGCCUCCACGUCCGUGCCCAACGUGGACAUCGACGCCCUCCAGGCCGGCGCCGACCAGGUUAAGGGUCGUGCCGCGGAGCUCGACGGCAAAGUGUCCGAGCAGCAGGGCCUGUUCCGCGAGCUGCAGGACGACCUGCGUCCCCGCGUCGACGAGGCCAAGCGGCUGCUGCAGCGCGGCAACACGGAGCAGCAGGUUCUGGAUCAGCUGUUGGCGCGCGCAAACGCCGCGUUCAACUCGGCCAAGGAGGCCGAAGGGAAAGGGAAAGCCACUCUCAAGGAGGCCACCGACACCCUGAACAUCCUGAGAGACUUCGACAAGCGCGUGAGCGACAACAAGACGGCGGCGGAGGAGGCGCUGCGCCGCGUGCCGGCCGUGCAGGCGCAGAUCGAGAGCGCCAACGCGAAGACGCGGCAGGCCGAGGAAGCGCUGGGCAACGCCGCCAACGACGCCCGCGACGCGCGCGCGAUGGCGCAGGACGCCGAGGAGAUCGCGCGGCGCGCCCAGGAGCGAGCGGGCGGCCUGAAGACGGAGGUGGAGAAUGCAUACGGUGACGCGGCGGGCCUGGCCGAGGGAGCCGCGGGCCUCCUCGCCGGCCUGGCUGGCGCCGAGGCUGAGCUGGCGCGCAAGCAGCAGGACGCCGCGCGGGACACGGACCUCGCCAACAUGGCAGCUGAGGCGGCACAGGAGGCCGAGGACAAGGCGAGGAGAGCCAAGAGCUCCGUCAGCGGAGCCCUGGAACAGAUCGAGCAGCUCCUGCGUGACUUGGGUUCCCUGGAGGACGUAGACCUGGGGCGGCUGCAGGAUCUGGAGCGCAAGUACGCGGAGGCGGAGCGGGCGCUGGCGGGCGGCGGCGAGCUGGAGCCGCGGCUGCAACGCCUGGAGGACGUGGUGGCGUCGCAGUCAGCGGCGCUGCGCGGCUACGAUGCGAGCGUGGAGCAGGCGCUCGCCGACAUCCGCAACCUGGAGGAGAUCCGCGACGCCCUGCCGCAGGGCUGCUUCAACGCGGGCGAGAUCGAGAGGCCCUAAGCCUUGCCUCCACCCCCGUCCCUUCCACCCCCACCCCCACCCCCACCCCCACCCCCCCCCGCUUGAAGCGGAGGCGUCGAAGAAAAUGUCACGACGAGAGGCGACUAAUUUAAAUUAAUGACGGACAAAAUCACGGAGAAGACAGAGAGAGAGAGAGAGAGAAAAAAUAUAUAUGUGGGGGCUUCCGGAUCGCGUGAACUGUGUCGAGCCCGUGACGAGUGCCGCAGUGCGACCUGGGACAUCACGUUGACCGCCACCUUCAAUGAAAAAUAUACAGCGAAAUACGGGGAAGGGGGGCGGGGCGGGGGGAGAGGGGAAAUUAUGGAUGAGUGAAAAAUAUAUUGUCGGGGACGAAGCCGAUAAAUGUAACUAUAUUUUUUAAUUAGCGGGGAUCCAAUUGUCGUGCGCUUUUUUGACAUAGUAUUAAAACGCGAUUGCAUCUGGACGCAGUGUUUGUAUAUGUUAUUGUGCAAGCGAUGCGGCCGGGAAUUGCCACGGGGGGGGGGGGGGGGGGGGGCGCUCGCGUCUCGGUGGAGGUCGCGCGGGGUCAGGAAGACAGAUUUCGCGCUUUCAUUUAAAAACGCCGGGGCGGCCCGAUGCAGAGGCACACGGUCACGCACGAGCGUUCGCGUCGCCGGCUACGAAGGUUGACGUCGUGAUGGAGCGAGGGCGGUCGCUGGUUUUUAAAUAAAAGCGCACCGUCGCAAACCCUGCCCCCCCCCCUCCACGGUAAUAUUGGGGGGGGGGGUGGCUUCGUGCGACAAGAGGAAUCGUGGAUAAGUGGCGUAGACGUCGCGACGGGGAAGUCUUUCUCUCAUCCUCCGUCCACGGAUACCGGGGAGAGAUCGCGGAUGUCGUGGCCUCUGCCUUCACGAGGGUUUUUCAGCUAAAAGGGAUUGCAGAUAAGACGACUUCUACGUAAUUUCAAGGGAGGUUGUUUUGUCACCUCCGUCGGUUAUUCGACCGCACGAGUGCUUGAGGUCGCGCCCUCCGACAUCUUUUCGGGUCAUGCCGCCACGUUUCGUUCGCGCGCGACGUCCGACGUUUCGAUCCGCGCGCUGGCAGUGAUAUACGACGCGGCUGAUGCACUCGGAGCGCUGCGCCCGGGCGCCAGGCGUUGCUGCUGUCGCGGCAGUAUUACGUGCGGGAUUGAGAUUGACUAAGCACACUGCACGCCCAAGCGAAAUGUAUUUACUCCUCACGGCGCUAUGCGGCGUGAACCCCUAACCCCCUAGCAAGGCCAACAGAUCGCGGAUGCCAACUGGAGUCUGCUUAUUGGCUAUGGCCCAACCGUCUUGCACGGCACGUGGAACAGAUCCGGAGGUCGUGGGGGCAGGUAGCCAAGGCCACCCUAUGUCGAGUAAUCGAGGACUCGUGAAGGUUGUACCGUGAGGGGGGCAACAGAAUCUGACUCCGCUUGUUCAAAAGUCAGUGGGGGGGCAGCUACCCUCCCUGCACCCAUGUUCCCACAUCCCACGUUACUUUGUGGAUUUUCAAGGCGGGAGACAGCUUGGCAGCUGCGGUAUUUUCGCCCCGGUGAUCUUGUGCGCUGAUGUUUAGCGUGGGCCAGGAUGACAUCGCCCGUGGUGUGCCAGUUGCUGGUCACUAGAACGGCGAGUCUGAUUCGUUCAGGAGGCACCACAAGAUUUAAAGUGCUCCCUGGGCUAUUGGGUGUAAAUUUUCGCCCUCGAGUUUACUAUUAAAUGGCACACGUGCUAUUUAAAUCCACGAAGCGUUUGAUAAAAAAAAAACUAUAUUAAAUCCCAAUUUGAAUAUAAACCAAUGCAGUGGCUUAUUUAUAAUUAGCGCUAAACACGUAUUACCACCUUGUUUCCAAACAAUAAUAACAUUAACUAUGAAAAUCUAUUAAAUUAUGAAUGCAAUAAUGAUACACGACAACGGAAACAUUUGAGCAUGAAUUUCUUAUCAUUUUAAUCAAAUGUGCCCCUGGAAAUCUGUUAGUGCUUUUCGUCAAGAUGCGACACGCAGCCUGUGUCAUCACUUGGCCACAUGCCGCUCGUCUGCUGGCCAGUUCCCACCGGCAUGUCACGGUAUUGCAACUGCCCACAACAUGGUAUCUAUUUUAUUGACUGCGGGAGGGGGAUGAUGGGCUGCAGUUCUCGGAUCAGAUUCGACCUCAUGGCUCACAUUGAGGUCGGGGCACUGCGCUGCGUUGCCACCGAUACUGGAUCGCCGUACAGACGCAUUCUGCGAAAGGGCGACGGGCUUUAUGGGCCUCUGGUUACCCAGCGUCGCGCCAAAAGCCCAACCGCAUUUUUCUUGAGGACGACUUCUUCAUGGAGUGGGCAUUUCACAACAAGCCACUGGUUGGAAAAAAAAAUCGCACGUGGCCACAGUAGUUUUGACCCCCGCAUGGAUCCUGCCCGCUGUAGUGCAAGUGCUACGAUUCGUUGCCACAUCCACCGUGGUGCACGUUGCCCGGCGAAUCUUUUGGCGCGUGCCGUCCUUCCCACGGGACGUCACCUGCUCAGUGAGGCUGUCUGUCGUGGUGCAGAGUCUGCCCGCCGUGCGCCCGGCCAGGUGGCUCAGCGAUAGAGCGGGCGGCUCGCAAUUGGAAGUUUGCGAUUUUUUUUUUAAUCCUGGGUGGUGGGCGGGGUGUGACUCGGUCAAACGUCGUGCAUCGAGGUCAUUUUUGGGAUGGAAAUAUAGCCCACGAUGGGUUCACAAAAUAGAUACGUAAAUAUCCACGACAGACACUUUGCCAUAACAAGAAAAUUAAUUCUCAAUUUUUAACUAAAUUUGCUGAAUUAAAUUCGGUUGUGCAUGGGGGGGGGGGGGUCAUUGGGUUUUAUACAAAAUGAGUAGCACGUUGUGGGAGAGCUUACAGUGCUUGUCCUGGAGUCUCACCCACUCGUCUUUAUGCCGCCGGCGUGAGGGCUGUGAACGAGAGACGAGAACAACCUCGAUGCUAAUUUGAGGUGGACACCAUUUCUAGACAUGCGUUUGUUUCUUUUGUUUGUAGCAGCAGAGACAUCUGGUUGAGCAGAGCUCGCCCUUGAAGGCGGCAGUGAAACUGCACUGCGGGGAGCGGCGCGUUGCCCCACAGAGCAAACCGGUGGCCAGGUGGCAGGUGGGGAAUAGCUGCAAGGAAGUUAAAUUGAUUGCAAACUAAUCAAAGUCAUCGUUCUGUAACGUUAAGUGUA